GUUACCAAAGACUCCACACUCUGAGACAAGAGGACAAGAACAGCAGAGAAGUGAACUCAUCUCAGGCCAUACAAAAUUCUCUGGAAGCUCCACAGGAUAGAACAGAGAUCAAUAAGGAGAAUUAGAACGACACGCACACAAAAAAUAACGAUCAAGCUCUUAGUGUUUAGGUGUGUGUUUGUGUCCCGUUGCUGCUAUGUGCAGGGUAUUGAUUCUGUCCGUGCUCCUGCUGUCACUGAGCUGGUGCAGAUGUGCCGUCAUCACAGGGGCAUGUGACAGGGAUGUGCAGUGUGGUGUGGGUCUGUGCUGUGCUGUAAGUCUGUGGCUCAGAGGCCUGCGUAUGUGCACACCCCAGGGGCUGGAAGGAGACGAAUGCCACCCGUACAGCCACAAGGUUCCUUUCCCUGGCAAGAGACAACAUCACACUUGCCCCUGCCUGCCACAUCUGGUUUGCACCAGGUACAGCGACAACAGAUAUCGCUGUACCAGCGACUUCAAAAGCAUAGACUUUUAACACUGCGAAGAGUGUGAGAAAGAGACAAA
Labeo rohita (rohu) is the source of this 543-nucleotide messenger RNA. It is a transcript of the gene prok1, whose product is annotated as prokineticin 1. The record is from RefSeq and is a predicted model, not a curated record. The coding region runs from base 197 to 514 and encodes 105 amino acids. The transcript is spliced from 3 exons. NCBI's taxonomy places the organism in Eukaryota, Metazoa, Chordata, Actinopteri, Cypriniformes, Cyprinidae.